AUGGCUUCCAAGCAAAUGCUGGCUGCAGUGGCCGCCUCGAUGGCCCUCGUCUUCCUGCCCACGCUCGCCUCUGCCACGGAUCACGUCGUGGGCGUGGGCGACGUCGGGUACGCCUCCAGCUCCCACAACGUGGCGGAGGUGAGCGGGCCGGACUUCAAGGCGUGCAACAAGUCGGCUUCCACCUCCGUCUGGAACUCCGGCGACGACCAGCUCAGCCUCGCCAAGCCGGGCCGGAGGUGGUUCAUCUGCACGGUGGGCAGCCACUGCCAGCUUGGCAUGAAGCUCAACGUCACCAUUCUUCCGGCCACCACGCCGGCGCCGUCUCAGCCUCAGUUGUCUCGGCGCGCUCUCUCCAACUGGUGA
This is a messenger RNA of Miscanthus lutarioriparius, 363 nucleotides long. NCBI's taxonomy places the organism in Eukaryota, Viridiplantae, Streptophyta, Magnoliopsida, Poales, Poaceae. The record is from the annotation of a GenBank genome assembly.